CUAUUCCUGAUGACAUGCCGGAAUAUUAUCAAAAGCUAAUGAUUUAUUGUUGGGCUUCGGAUCCAUCGAAACGGCCAACUGCGAAUGAAAUUUUUAAUACAAUUAGAGAAUGGGAUUAUCCCACAGUUCAAAACAAAGUCGAAGAAAUAGAUCAAUUUCCAAAAUUAUUGACUCAUACAUUACACGGCAAUUAG
Molecule: messenger RNA, 194 nt
Organism: Ambispora leptoticha
Lineage: Eukaryota; Fungi; Glomeromycota; Glomeromycetes; Archaeosporales; Ambisporaceae
Source: the annotation of a GenBank genome assembly